This is a messenger RNA of Rotaria socialis, 313 nucleotides long. The record is from the annotation of a GenBank genome assembly. Lineage: Eukaryota; Metazoa; Rotifera; Eurotatoria; Philodinida; Philodinidae.
AUGAGAUUUUGCGUCGAUUAUCGUCGAUUAAAUCAAAUUACAACAAAAGAUGCAUUUCCUCUACCAAGAAUCGAUGAUAUUUAUGAUCAGUUAACAAAAGCAACACACUUUACUAAAUUUGAUUUCAAAUCAGGAUACUUUCAAGUACCAUUAGAUAAAGCAGAUCGACCGAAAACAGCAUUCUCCACUCGAGAUGGACAUUUUCAAUUCAAGGUAUUACCACAAGGACUUACAAAUGGACCACCAACUUUUCAACGUAUUGUUAAUCAAAUAUUAGGUCCAAACCGAUGGAAACAUGUACUUGCCUACAUCG